Molecule: messenger RNA, 2201 nt
Organism: Magallana angulata
Lineage: Eukaryota; Metazoa; Mollusca; Bivalvia; Ostreida; Ostreidae
Exons: 4
Coding region: 1-495 (164 amino acids)
Source: RefSeq, a predicted model, not a curated record
AUGGAUUUCAGGGUUCUUGCAGACAGCAAACGUUGUUUGACCAAUUUUUACAAAGACGGUGACGAAUGCAAAGAGUGUCCAGCUGGUUAUUACGGUGACAACUGCUCGAAUGUUUGUCCUUCUGCACACUAUGGCCAUAAGUGUGGCAACAAAUGCGAAUGCUUACCCUGCCAUUAUAUCUACGGUUGUGUUUCAACUACCCUUAUACAUGUGGCAGUCACAUCAACCUUUUCUAAUGAAAGCAAGGAUGAAACAAAAGACACAAAUAAAAUAACAGAAACUGCCACCUAUGAACAUGAAAACGAAGAUAAAGCGAAAAGCUCAAAGCAAACACCAAAAAAUGUGAAAAUAUCUUAUACGAUCUCAGUUAUUUCCGUUGGAUCUUUUUUAUGUGUCAUGUUGAUAUUAGUAAUUAUUCGAGAAAUGUAUCUUUGCUGCCCUCAACCUGUUGGAAGACGGACAAUUCGUGAUGACGUUUAUGCAGAUAUUGCUUAAAUGCAAAAUGAAAGAACAUUAACAGAAUGAAAUAAUCUGUCAUAAACUUUCAGAUAUAAUUAUAUGCCAAUAAUUUGUUAAACACGUUAUUUCUUGUUUUAUAUUAUUUCAAAAACCAUAAUUAGUAUAAGUGUAUUCAUUUAUAUAUGAAUAAAUAAUUUUGUAUCUAUUUCUCUAUAGAGUUUUUGAAAAUGAAUUAUUCGCUGUAUCGUCAUAAUGAUCUACCUAUAUUAAAACCAAAGAGUGUCAAAUGAAAUCAUGAGCAGUCGAAAAACUGCAACUAUAUCAAGGGGGAAAACCCCGAAUUAUUUAUGUUAUGGUUUAUACAUGGCGGGUAAAAGGAUAUGCUGGCUGAUAAGUCUUUUUAAAUCUUUGCAGGGGGGUGGGAGUAAGUUCUUAAUAAUUUUGUAUGUAAAUUUAAGAAAUAUCUUUGUUGGGUGAAAGAGAAGGAGGAAGAAGGCAAUUCAUCCAUGUCUACCCAUCCCCUCCCAAUGAUGUUGCGUGCCUGUACAUCAUUUAAUGUGCUUUUAAUAUUAAAGGGGAUGUAUUUUUACAAUUUACACAAUUUUGCGUGAAUAAUGAGCAUUGAUACUCCUGUUAGGUCCAUGUUUUGUCUCUUUUUUUUUGUCAUAAACUUAUGUCUUAAAAUCUAUAAGUUGACUUUAGCUAGAUUUCCUGUAGUACUGUUAUAUUGAUUAUACUGUGUGAUUUAGAAACAAUUUUUUAAUUGUUGAAAUGUUGACUAUAAUGUUUUGAUGAAAUUGAAAACAGUGAUGUCGUAUAAGCUUCAUUGAUGAUACAUGUAAAACCUUACUAUAAAUAUUAUGUUUUAUUCACUUAGUGCAUAUAGUCUACCAUUGUGUCACAUCAAGUAGUUCACUUGGCGCAAUAAUUUGAAUUUGCAUUAAUAAAUAGCCAACAGAUUAGAGAAAAGUUUAGUUAUUUACUUAUUAUACAAAGCCUGUAGAUGUUUCCUCUUUUAAAUUGGUACCAGUUGCUUUGUUUAAGUAUUACAGUUAAUAAUUUUAAUUUUAUGUAGUUCCACCUAAAAAAAGAAGGUACUAUUUCAUGACGUAUUAAGUAGAUAACUCAUCAAUUUAAGAUAGAAGUUAAAAAGUUUAACAUACUUUUAUAAUUGAUGAAAUUGUAAAAUUAUAUUUUUUAAUCUUUAAUAAUUAUUCCUCCCAAGAAUCGUCAGGAGAAAAGGGCAUUUUGAGUUGUCAUUGAUAAUCUUCUAAAGCUUUAUAAGAAAUUACUUUGGUUUGUUAGAUAGCGUUAUUUAAUUUGUAGCAUUGCCAGUUAUCUCAGAUCUUAUAGAUAUGUUUGAUGCUACACACCAAGUUGAUAAAUGUUAUGAAGAGUUUAAUCAUUGCAAGUGAAGUGAAUUGCCUUAAGAAUCAAAACUAGUAUUCCCCAACCUACUAAAAAAAUUCAGAUAGAUUUCCUGACAACUUAAAUUACUAACAACUGAACUUAUAACCAUUUAAAUUACUGAUAAUAAAAUUCCUGACAAAGUAAUUUUUGACAACCUUUAAUCAGCAUUAUGUUUAAGUUUAUUUACAAAUGUAUUCAUAAAUUUCUUCAAAACCUAUAGUACAGUAGCUCUUCAUGUUAGAAGAAUUAUUUCCCUUUAUUUACCCCUUAUUUUUGCUAUUGUGAUAUAAAGCUUUACAGUAAGCUAUCUCUGAACACUUACGAUAGGUCUA